This is a messenger RNA of Daldinia vernicosa, 1797 nucleotides long. RefSeq lists its product as uncharacterized. The record is from RefSeq and is a predicted model, not a curated record. The transcript has a single exon. NCBI's taxonomy places the organism in Eukaryota, Fungi, Ascomycota, Sordariomycetes, Xylariales, Hypoxylaceae. Bases 1 to 1797 code for a protein of 598 amino acids.
AUGGAUCUAGGAACUUCUUAUGGUCGUGUGGGUCGAGAACACCACGAUACUAAGACUGGGAGUGGUGAUUCAGGUACGGACCAUGAGUAUAGAUGUCUAUUCCCACCAGACGACUGUCCUCGUGAUAGCUGCCCAAUCCAUGGAGAACCCUCCGAGGCGCAAAAAUCGAUUAGGAUGGCUAGACAAGUUAGUCGUUACGACCCGACUAACCCCCGAGAGCUAUGUGAGCCAGGAAGUUUCCACCUGCGUUUACGCCGAAAGAAGCUCAUUUCACUUCUACAAAAAGGGUCUGCUGAAGAGACACAGGAAGCCACCUAUGCUGCUGAUUUCACAAGCCCUCAGACACACAGGAUGGACGGGACCAAUACCGAGACGGUUCUGCCGGCAACUAUUGGUGGAAGUGACGACUCUGAACCUUGGUAUACACCUGAAUUCUUAUCGAAUUCUUCGGGGUGCCCUCAAGACACUGAAGAGAUUGAACUUCCAUGCAGGGACCUUUGGAAACCGGCGAAGCAAUACGUACUUGGAUCAAGUAAUGGGAGCCGGAAGACAAGCAUUCCCGACAAUAAUGAUUAUGUCGACCGAGUCUUUGCCAACGAGGCUAAGCGUCUCGAGGCAAUACGUUCCCACAGUACAAAUAACUCACAAUCCCAAGGCAGCAUGCCUCUCAUGUUCCAAUAUGGCAUCCGCUAUGCUCCAGACCCAUACCCGGCACCUGCCCCAGUAUCACGAACCAUCAUGAUCACCGGAUUUCCCCCAGCUACACCUCUUAGCGAUAUCAUGGCGCGAAUCCGUGGAGGACAAGUACUUUCCGUCACAGCAGCUAUGAGUCCUGAUCCCGUCGGACCAACUGUGAUCGUUGAGUUCAAAGAAACCUUCGCAGCUUGGGCGUACGUCCACUAUGUAGAAAGGGAGAUGCCGUUUGCAUUUUCUGGCGGCUUCAAGGUCACAUUGGUAAGCUCGCAUAGCUAUCCUAAGAAACCUGAAUUGCAGCGUGACCUGUCCAAUGGAUUUACGCGGCUGGUGGUGUUUCUUAAUUUCGCAGUGGAUCGCUCCUUUGAAUUCCUUGAUGACCUUGAGGAUAUGCUUGGAAACCCGGAGGAUAUCCUGGAAGAUUCGUGGAUCCAAAAGGGGGCUUUGUUCAUCCUCUUCAAGAGUGUGGCCACGGCCAGUAAAUAUUACAAGACGGUUGUAUGCAACCAGGAAACACUCGAGCCGGGCUCUUUCGACAGCGACCUACAUCGAUUUGCCCCGGAUCCCUGCAACAGACCGCUGUGCGACUUGCGACGACCUUUCCGACCGGCAAGGUACCCAUAUGAAAGCUUGCUGGAUCAAUGGGCAGAAAGAAACUUCCAGGCAGCUACCUCUACCGUCCAUAGCGAUAGUGCCUAUCAGCCACAUGCACCUACUCACGACUAUGAAGAGUAUGAGGACGAGGGGGUUUUGAGUCAAGCCGAGGAGAAGCAAGAGAUGACUCAGCCUGUUGUGAAUCUACUUGACUCCCCUAUCCACGAAAUCAGCCGCGAGAAAUUCCCUGUCAUAACGGAAUCUCCGACAGAAGCGCCCCAGGAACAAUACCCGCUUAUAGACCUCUCCAUAGACGAAGAUAAAGACGAGAAAAUGAUACCGAAACAUACGCUGCCGCAAACCGACCUAGCCUACCACGAAUUGCUGCACCGUGACAGCUCCGAUCUCGUCAGCCUGUCUGAGGCCAAUGCCAUCUAUCACACUCAGCCCUUCCGAACUAUUCCCAAGGCAGAAUGGCGUGCUCGAUAUUCCGGAAUAUUUCAGUCUUAG